AUGGGCGACCGAAGCCAGCCGGAGCUGGACUGCUGCUCGCAGGUGAAGGAUGGCCUGGAGGGUGUUGUGGGAGCACUGCUGAGUAUGGCCAUGGGCCUCGUGCUCAUCACAUUGGGCUUGCCGGCCUUUUUGUUAGUUGGCUCGCUGGACCUGCUGGGAAAUCUCUACGAAGCGUGCGGAGGCGACCGGAAAGACUGGACUCUCUUCGUCGUCGGGGCGGACAAGCCGGACGAUGUGCCGGAGCAGUGUAACCGAGAAGCAGCCGGAAAGACGGAGGCCAUGCGUGGCCAAGGUCCCUGGCCGAACUUUGUCUACCAUCUUCGGAACAACCAUCCCGUGUUCGGCGUGUUCUGCUGCGAGUACGGACAUCCCUUCAGCCCUGUUGAGAGGAUGGGCUUGCUGGUGCUGCUUCUUAGCUUCGCUUACUUCAUGGCCGGAUUGAAGGCCAGGGGCCAAGAGUCCAAAGGCUCCUUCGAAGCUAUGCAGGAGGGUUACUGUAUGCUUUGGAGUGCUCAGGUGAAGUUUGUUGACUACACGAAGCACACGCACUGGAAUGACCAAUGGGACUGGCUGUGGAUCGACUGCUACUCUUUGGUGUGCAUAACCCUGCCCAGCAUGGUCCUGCAGACCAUGCUGAAGUAUUUCGCAUUGUUGAACUACAAGUAUGUGCUGAACAAGUACAGCUACUUUGCAAAGAUGCGGGAGCAGCGCUGCCGUACCUUUGCCAGGCAGUUCUGCGUUGACCGCGGUCUUGGCAUGGAGCGACCGAGGGCUCGUCGGCAGCAGGGCACUGGCUUCGGGGAGUGUGACUGCCUCGAGAAGUGCUGCAAGCUCUUCUGCAAGCUCUCCGACGCUUGCAAGGCCUGCAACAACUCCUGUGAAGAUGGAAAAGCGCAAGCUGUCAACUCGCUGUUCGCCAGCCUCUUUGCCGGGCUGGCCUUCGCAGGGUCCUGUGUCUUCGUCGUCCUUGGGAUCCGGCUCGACAUGGACGUCUCAGAAGAUGUUUGGCGGUCUCUGUGUAUCGGUGCAGGCCUGAACUUCUUCCUCCUUUGGUUUCUGCAGGCCAUUGCCUACUUUGCACUGCUCUGGCAGUACCAGCAUUGGGAAGGGCCGCGGUUCUGGCUGCUGGGGCAGGAGGUGCCUCCACACCCUGAGCUUUGGGUGGAGAUGCGCCGGUUCUUCCGUUUGCUGGACCGGAACAAUGACGGGCUCAUCAGCAAAGAGGAGAUGUCCGAGGCAGUGAGGUCGCUCUUGAACCAGGAGCUGUCCGAAGAGGGCUGGACAAGCUUGCUGCGGGAGUUUGAUGCUGACGACGACGGACGGCUGUCCCUGCGCGAGUUCGAGGGGAUCAGGUCCGAGUUCGCUGCCAAAGCAGGGUGGUGGACACGACCGGAGGCACCUUGA
Messenger RNA from Symbiodinium sp. CCMP2456, 1404 nucleotides. Lineage: Eukaryota; Dinophyceae; Suessiales; Symbiodiniaceae. The record is from the annotation of a GenBank genome assembly.